AUGGCAACCUCACAUCAGGACGACACUUUCAAGGUGGUUAUCGUGGGCGGCGGCAUUGCCGGACUGACGCUCGCCAAUGCUUUGCAGCAUGCCGGUGUGGAUUAUGUUCUCCUGGAGGCCAAGUCUGAGAUUGCACCGUCGUUGGGUGCAUCCAUCGGAAUCGCUCCCAAUGGAAUUCGAAUCCUCGAUCAGUUAUCGUGCUACGAUGCGAUAGAAGGCCUCAUCACGCCGGUCGAGACUGUGGGACUCCACGACGUCAAUGGGAAAGAACUCGCUCCGAGAUCGGAUAUGUUUAAGCUUGCCCGCGUGCGGAUGAAUUAUCCCGUCUGCUUCCUGGACAGACAAGCACUACUCAAAAUACUCGCCGAACACGUAUGCGAUCAAAGCAGGAUUUGCCUCAGUAAACGUGUGGCAACCAUCGAGCAUUUCGUGGAUCACGUAGAAGUUUGUUGCACUGACGGCACCUCGUACAAUGGCGCUGUUGUCGUUGGCGCCGAUGGUGUCAACAGCACAGUACGUCGGGAAAUGUGGCGUGCUGCCGAAGCUCUCGAGUCGGGGCUGACAAGUAAGGAGGACCGGGCCACUCUCUUUGCUGAAUACAAAUGUCUCUACGGCAUCUCGUCUCCAACAGCUGGAUUAGCUAUCGGAAACUUCGAAGUCACAUUCGCCCAAGAUGUCUCAACCAUGGUCAUUUCCAGUAAGGGCGGCCGUGUAUUCUGGUUUCUGUUCGGACGUUUGCCCAAAGUCUGCCGCGCUGGUGAGAUUCCAAGGUUCAGCCGGUCCGAGGCUGAACAGUUUGCAAGGGAAAACCUGGAUAUACUGAUCACUCCUACUGGCGUGAAGUUUGGCCAUAUCUGGAAGAAUAGGGAAAACUGCACCCUGGUUCCUAUCGAGGAAGGAGACUAUGCCCAUUGGACUUGGGGCCGAUUUGCAUGUGUCGGGGAUAGCAUCCACAAGAUGACCCCUAACAGCGGUGCGGGUGGAAACGCUGCCAUCGAGAGCGCUGCUGCGUUGGCCAACGCCAUUAACUCCUUGAAGAUCGCUGCAUGCAAUCCGAGCCUCGAGGAUGUGAGUCACAUCAUGACAGGCUAUCAGGAGGAGCGGAAAUUCCGUGUUUCCGAAACUAUCAAGUCGGCUCACCAAGUGACUCGUUUCCAAGCUCUCAAAGGAGUGAAGGAGCGUUUGAUUGCAAAAUAUGUACUCCCGGUCACUGUCGAACUUGGGGCAGACUCGGAAACGGAUGGGUGGAUUGGAUCGACCAUGCUGAACUAUCUUCCACCCCCACCCCGCUCUUUGUGUGGUACCAUGCCCUUCAAUCCGUCGCAAGGACGUGGAAAGCAUGAGAGCCUCCUGCGCCGAGCCAUCUUCGCUCUACCACUGCUCGCAGUUGGAAUAUGGUGCUUUGUUGUGAUCCUGAAGCAUCUUCCAUUUGGCCUGUUCACAGAGAUACUUGAAUCCGGACGUAUAAGCUGGGACCACGAUCGAUCAGUGUCUGUUAUCAAGACUCUGUUUCACAUCGAGUUCCUGGAUCAGAUGCUCCGGAGUGCUGCACUCGCUAUGGUCCCUUCGGCUCUCGCGAUGGACAAACCCAGCGCUCUGCAGAUGCUCACGUUCAUCACCGAUACUGGCCUUGUGUACGCAAUCAUGCUCGUCGAAGGCGCGCGCCGCGCAAAUCUCUUCAAGCCAGCAUCCUUGCCCUUUAUAUUCGGACUCCUGGCGGUCAAUGGCAUCGGAGUUUUCUUUCCUUUAUACUACUACCUCUUCUACGUCCUCAGUCCGAUCGCCACAUUCGCGGCACUGGACAAACGCCUCACGGACCGUGCUUUCACACUCGGCGUGUUGCCGGUGUUGGCGCUUUCGUACUAUACGCCCCUCUUCGUCGCCUAUUGCGCCUCGAGUCUGGAGCUCCGCUACCGCGCACUAUGGAUGUGGCAUCUGUUCCCUGUAUGGACCGUGGUCGGCCAGCAUGUGCUCGCUUGGACGGUGAUGCCCAAGACGAUCGUCACGGACCGCAUGCAGAAUCCGAAGCGCGACCUGUGGGCAAUUCGGAUCACCAUUGGAUCACUGACGGCAUUAUCAGCGGCCGUCUGGCUCUCGACUCUUUACCAAGCAUUACGUUUUGGGUUCUCGCUUUCAGCUCUUUUCUUUCCCAAUGAUGACAUUCACACGUACCUUGGAGGUGUUCGCAACAUGCUGGUCUGGGAUCAGUUGUGCUUCUCUCUCAGCUCGCUGCUCUGGAUGCUGUAUCUCUUCUCCGACCUGAAGCGAGCAGGAAUGGUACGACGAAGUUGGUCUUUUGUGCUGGGGGUGCUCAUCGGCGCGUCUGUUUUCGGAGGGACCGGAGCAGCUGUUGGUGUGGCUUGGCUGUGGAGAGAAGAGGUGCUGGCAUCGAGAAGGCACAAGGAUGCAGUUGUCAAAGCGAAGGGAAGCUAG
This is a messenger RNA of Endocarpon pusillum Z07020, 2433 nucleotides long. RefSeq lists its product as uncharacterized. The transcript is spliced from 3 exons. Gene Ontology annotation, molecular function: FAD binding. The record is from RefSeq and is a predicted model, not a curated record. Bases 1 to 2433 code for a protein of 810 amino acids. Lineage: Eukaryota; Fungi; Ascomycota; Eurotiomycetes; Verrucariales; Verrucariaceae.